Molecule: messenger RNA, 2125 nt
Organism: Syngnathus acus (greater pipefish)
Lineage: Eukaryota; Metazoa; Chordata; Actinopteri; Syngnathiformes; Syngnathidae
Product: fibroblast growth factor 14-like
Exons: 5
Coding region: 657-1412 (251 amino acids)
Biological process (GO): positive regulation of protein phosphorylation; animal organ morphogenesis; fibroblast growth factor receptor signaling pathway
Cellular component (GO): cytoplasm
Molecular function (GO): growth factor activity; fibroblast growth factor receptor binding
Source: RefSeq, a predicted model, not a curated record
CAUUUCGGUUUAGUAGGUGCCAAAGACUAAUAGUAAAAAAAGGGGCAAUGAGAAGUGGGAAAUGGAACGUUUUAAUAUGAAUGUACCCCCGCGUACCUUUUAUUUCAAGCCCGUGUGUGUGUGAUGUACUUUCUCAUCGACCUGUUUAAUUUUGAAAGUCCAAAUACUCCACUUCCGGCGAGACUGUGUGUGCCUCCCGUUUGUUUGACACACCUGGAGCGGCUCGCGGCUGCACGCGCGCCUCGCGCCCCUCUCAGCGCAACACACACGGACGUUUUGUAGCCCAAGUGGUCUCGGGAUUGCGUCGCUUUUGCUUCGGGUGUCGGCCAUGGGGAGGUGCAGCAGCGGCAAGGCAGCUCAAUGAAGCGCAGGUGGCAUUCAUAGAGCGCUGCUGACAGGCGGGGCGGGGCGGGGCGGGGCGGGGCAGCGGGACGUGACGGACAGGUAAACCGCUGUGCGUUUUUGAAGCCAAUGGCCCGUGGCCGUGACGCGACGCGACGCGCAACGACUCUGAAGUGAUGGGGCCGUUGUAGCCGGCAGAGCCGCCGCGACUGUCGUUUGCGAUCCGAUACGGAGAAGGCAGGCGAUCGUGACGAGACCGCCGGGGACGCGGGCGGAGACGGCUCUGCUUUUGUGUCGGCUGUCUCGGCGGGGACAUGGCAGCGGCCAUCGCCAGCGGUUUGAUCCGCCAGAAGCGGCAGGCGAGAGAGCAACACGCCCACCGCCCGACCACUCACCGGCGACGGAAGAGCCCCGGCAAGAAGCAGGGCUUGUGCAACGGGAACCUCGUCGACAUCUUCUCCAAAGUCCGGAUAUUUGGCUUAAAGAAGAGAAGGCUACGGAGACAAGAACCGCAGCUGAAGGGCAUAGUGACCAGGUUGUUCUGCAGGCAAGGCUUCUAUCUCCAGAUGGGCCAGGAUGGAGGUCUGGAUGGGACCAAAGACGACAGCACCAACUCCUCUCUGUUCAACUUAAUUCCAGUGGGACUCAGAGUGGUGGCCAUCCAAUCAGUAAAGACCGGUCUCUAUAUCGCCAUGAACGGAGAGGGUCAUCUCUACUCCUCGGAAAUGUUCACCCCCGAGUGCAAAUUCAAGGAGUCUGUGUUUGAGAACUACUACGUGAUCUACAGCUCCAUGCUCUACAGGCAAAAGGAGUCGGGCCGGGCCUGGUUCCUGGGCCUCAACAAGGAAGGGCAGGCCAUGAAGGGCAACAGAGUGAAAAAAACCAAACCAGCUGCUCAUUUCCUGCCGAAACCUAUCGAAGUUGCAAUGUACCGAGAGCCUUCCCUGCAUGACGUAGGGGAGGCGGCGCCUAAGAUCGCCGGGGGCCCGCCUUCCAAAAGCACAACCAGCGAGCCAGUGGUUAUGAACGGUGGAAAGCCUGUCAACAAAGCAAACAAGGAGGAGACAUAACCCAUCCCUCCCUUCCCCCCACCACUUCCCCUUUCCAUCCACAAGCAAACAGAGGCUAGGAAAAGUCUGCAACAAAUGGCGACGAAAGCCAGCGCGCACCUGGCACCCCAUUGCUCUCGAGAAGAUAGAACUGGUUUCGGUGGGCGAAGGCCAAACAGGAAGAAAAUGAAGUGGCAGCAUUGUGGCAGAAAGGCUAUUGUUCAAAUGACACAAACAACGAUACAAAAUGUGUCAUCUCCUCUGGUGUUUUCAUGUGACGGUCUGGAAGAGGCCUGCUUGUUCUUCUCCGCUCAUGCUCGGUUACCUGGUAUGCUUGCCUUACACACAAUACAUUUGAAAACAUCCAGACAAAGAAAUAUGCCGGAGCGUUGAAGAUGCAUCCCAUCUGGCACCGUUCUGUAUCUGUACCUGAGCUCACUUGUUUUUUGUUUUUUUUGGGGGUUUAAGGGCACAAAACACGAAUGAACCCCCAAGCUGCAUGGUUGUGCAGAUACAGAAGAGAUUUCAGUUGCUACCUCCCUGCCAAGCACCUAAAGAAUGCUACCACCUCAUCCCUUAUGUAGCCCUUCAAGAAUUCCAGCAGCAGUUUGCUUGCAUGGCCACGUAGCAAGAACAGAAGAGCUUUCACCUUUGGAGUCCUAAGCAAAAACAAGGUGGGACCAAAUUUGUGUUUACAUGGAACGGUGGAGGACACGUCGAAUGUAGCUGAAGGG